CUAUGUGAUCUGCUUCGCCACCCUUCUGAGGAGGAGGAGGAAAUCGAAAGUCAUUGUCCUUCCUCAUCUGGGUUUGCUGGGCCUGGGGACAUUGGAUCUGUAAAAAAGAUACAACAAAACAUCUCCACUUCGGAGACAGAAAAAGAUGGGAAGGAUAUUUGGCACGAGUCAGAAGUCAGAGAAGGGGCAGAAUUCGAUGAUUUUUUGGAUCCGAGAGAAAAACCGGAAUAUGAAAUUCUUUUUAAGCAAAGAGUUAGUUCUGAAGAUCUCUUUUUGGGUUUGAGUCGAAAAGACCCGUCAACGGCUUGCUGUGAAGAUAUGGUGAUCCGCAUUCAGCUUCCUGAUACCAAGGUCUCUGAUGUUUCACUUGAUGUAAAGAAAAAAUACAUAAACCUCUGUACUCCCAAAUAUAAGCUCGGACUGCACCUCCCCCACGCGGUGAAUGACAAAUCAGGACAAGCCAAAUUCAUGGCUGACGCAGGAACCCUGGAGCUGACCCUCCCCAUGGUACGGGACAUGGACUUCAUCAACUUUGCAUAGCGACUCCCAGGGCUGGACUGGGACAAAAAUUUGGCCCUGGACUUCAUCCAGACUGGCCCACUUUGACAGGUCUCUCCCAUGGCGAGCGGACAACUCCCGCACUGAAAUUCUUAAAGUGGAACUAAAGUCCAAAGAAAUCUCACGUCUGUCUCCGCGAUGCCACCGCUGCAUCCCUCGCCGGCCAUCAACAUCUUCUCCCCAGGCUGCUUCUGUGUGUUGGGUUUUCGGCCUCCUGCGCAUGCGCGUGGGAGUCCCCCGUCCAGGCACGCUGGUACUGUUCCCAGAAUGUAUGCUGAACUGAUCAAUUCACAUGGGUUACCGACUACACAGGGGGACAUUUUUUGUCUGUUUUUAUAUUGCUUUGUUCUAUGAGUAGUCGUUCCUAUAUAUUAUUAUUAUUAUUAUUAUUAUUGAAGAUAAAAUCCUGUAUCCUGAAAAACACAAAGGCAUUGUGGUUUAUUAACGCAUUAAAAAAUAAUUUGUCAUGUCAUGUCAAA
Messenger RNA from Rana temporaria (common frog), 1037 nucleotides. It is a transcript of the gene DNAAF6, whose product is annotated as dynein axonemal assembly factor 6. Lineage: Eukaryota; Metazoa; Chordata; Amphibia; Anura; Ranidae. Gene Ontology annotation, molecular function: dynein intermediate chain binding; protein-folding chaperone binding. The transcript is spliced from 6 exons. Gene Ontology annotation, cellular component: cytoplasm. The annotation marks the transcript as partial. Gene Ontology annotation, biological process: flagellated sperm motility; axonemal dynein complex assembly. The record is from RefSeq and is a predicted model, not a curated record.